Molecule: messenger RNA, 1875 nt
Organism: Astyanax mexicanus (Mexican tetra)
Lineage: Eukaryota; Metazoa; Chordata; Actinopteri; Characiformes; Acestrorhamphidae
Gene: rbm42
Product: RNA binding motif protein 42
Exons: 11
Coding region: 168-1400 (410 amino acids)
Molecular function (GO): mRNA binding
Source: RefSeq, a predicted model, not a curated record
GCAGCACUGCACCAUAUAACUACAUUAACGGGUUUACUAACCGACCAAACACACAGAGAGGAAGAGGAGACUCAGUACCCAGCAGUUAGCCGGCCUAGCUAGCUUCAGCUGGGGGUUAUUACCUGGAUUAUUUUACCCUGCGAGGAGUUUUAGAGGAGCCUGUCAUCAUGGCACUGAAGUCGGGCGAAGAGCGCCUGAAAGAGAUGGAGGCGGAGAUGGCGCUGUUCGAGCAGGAGGUUUUGGGUGGUCCUGUGGCUGUGACUGCAGGAGGCACUCCAGUGGUUGAGGCUGUUCCCGUGGCUCUGGCUGUGUCUGCAGUACCAAUCAUCCGGCCCAUCAUUGGCACAAACACUUACCAACAGGUCCAACAGAGUUUGGAGGCCAGAGCUGCUACACUGGUUGGUCCUCCUCCAGCGUUUGUUGGUCCAGCUGUCCCUGCAGUUCGGCCCCCACCAAUGAUGCGACCUGCAUUUGUUCCACACAUUUUACAGAGACCAGGGGGUCAGAGAAUGCCUAUGAUGCGUGGCCCACCUCCACAAGGUAUGAUGGCACCUCCUUUGCCCAGACCCCCUCCUCCUCCACCAAUGAUGAUGGCGCCUCCAAUGUCAGGUCCUCCUCAGCACCCAAUGGGUCCUAUUGGACCACCUAUGGGACCCAUGAGCUCUGUUUCACCUCAGGUUGAAAGGAUGAAUCCAGUGGUGUCUGUACCUCCUCGACCAGUGACUCAGGCACCUCAGAAACAUACCCCCAGCAUCAUACAAGCAGCUCCCACUGUGUAUACAGCACCCCCUGCCCCUAAGAGACCAGACCUUAGAGCACAGAGACAAGCACGCAUGGAGGAACUGGCAGCAUCAGUAGCUGAACAGCAGGCAGCUGUGAUGGCAGCCGGGCUGCUGGAAAGCAAGAAGGACAAAGUUUCAGACGACAGUGUCAUUGGGCCGAGCAUGCCAGAACCAGAGCCUGUUCACACAGAGCCAGCAGAUGCCAAUGCAGAAGAUAAGAAAAAGGGGAAGCAGGAGAAGGUACGGAAGUGCAUCCGUACAGCAGCAGGCACCACCUGGGAAGACACAAGCCUAUCAGAGUGGGACACAGAUGACUUUAGGAUAUUCUGUGGAGAUCUGGGUAAUGAGGUGAAUGAUGACAUCCUGGCGAGAGCGUUCAGCCGGUACCCGUCCUUCCUGAAGGCCAAAGUGGUGCGAGACAAGCGCACUGGGAAAACCAAGGGUUACGGCUUUGUCAGCUUUAAGGACCCUAAUGAUUACGUGCGAGCCAUGAGGGAGAUGAACGGGAAGUACGUGGGCAGCAGGCCGAUUAAGUUGCGAAAGAGCAUGUGGAAGGACAGAAACCUGGAGGUGGUUCGCAAGAAGCAGAAGGAGAAGAAGAAGCUUGGGCUUAGAUAAGCUCCAUGAGUCUGAACUGAAUCAGUGUGGUGUGAGUGUGUGAGCGAGUGUGUGCCUCCAGUCCCUGCCACACACCAACUCAACCUCAGGUGUGGGAGGACUGGGAGGAAUUAAGGACUUUUGUUGUUACCUUGACUGUUUGCGUUGAUGGUUACAGUGACUGAGAGAAGACUAGAAUCAGAAACCAGGUUAAGAACUGACAGGAUUUUGGAUUUAGGCCUGUGGCUACUGCAUUUCAUCAGCCUGUGACCUGGCUAAUUAGUAUGCUCUGAUACAGUACCUCCUCGUUUAGUAUCAUAAUUAUUUGUAGAUGUAUUAUGACGAAGAAAUUGAGUGUUUUAAUAUUUUUGCCUCAGUUUUUGUUAAUCUCGUUAACCACCAGAAACCACCAAUAUCUCCUACUUUUAGUCUCAUGUUGGAGAGAGCAGGUAAUCUGUAAUGCAAAACUUUUCAAUAAACUCAACACUGUAUUUUA